This is a messenger RNA of Colletotrichum gloeosporioides, 1695 nucleotides long. RefSeq names its product Carboxylesterase patB. Bases 1 to 1695 code for a protein of 564 amino acids. NCBI's taxonomy places the organism in Eukaryota, Fungi, Ascomycota, Sordariomycetes, Glomerellales, Glomerellaceae. The transcript has 4 exons. The record is from RefSeq and is a predicted model, not a curated record.
AUGAAGUUCUCCCCAGUAGCUCUCGCACUUCUUCUUCGAGGAGUUCAAUCGAGAGCCGUGUGCAAUGAUGGCAGAAACGGCACUCAGACACCAGACUUACCGAUUGUCGACUUGCCUCAUGCCGACGCAGGCACCUACAACUUCUCGAACAUCCGCUUCGCCGAACCGCCCGUAGGCGACCUCCGAUUCCGAGCUCCUGUGCCCGUCAAAGUUUCUAACACCAGUUACGUUGUUAAUAAUGGCUCGGUCGGCGCCGUUUGCCCUCAGCCCUUCACUCUUUUCAACGAUACGGCGGUGACACAGUGGAUCCUCUCCUACAUCAGCGGUACGGCUGCCAACCAGACUGAACCGCCCGCCGACCCUCGCAUCUCAGAGGACUGCUUGUUUCUUGAUGUUAUCGUGCCGAAGAAGAUCUAUGACAAUCGCGGAUCUGGCGCCGGGGCACCGGUGUUGGUCUGGAUCUAUGGCGGAGGGUACCUGAUUGGAGAAAAGACCGGAUUGGGGCUGCAUAAUCCAAGCGGCUUACUGCAAGCCAGUGAGGGCCUUGGCGAUGAUGGCUUCAUCUUCGUUGCUAUGAACUACAGGCUCGGAGCCUUUGGUUUCUUGGGUGGCCCUACAGUAGAGGCCGAGGGAACCCCUAAUGCGGGCUUAUACGACCAAAGGUUGGCCCUGGAAUUCGUCAAAGAGAACAUCCAUCUCUUCGGUGGGUCUCCAGACCGCGUGACGGUAAUGGGCGAGAGUGCAGGCGGCGGGUCCAUCAUUCACCAGUUGACGGCCUUUGGUGGUGAGCAAGGUCCGGCCCCUUUCCAGCAGAUCAUCACUCAGUCCACCGGCUUCGUUCCGGCGCGGUCCAGUGCAGCACUCGAGGAUGUCGUCCAGACCGUGCUGAGCGCUGCAAAUGUCUCUUCAUUCGAAGCAUUGCGCAAGUUGCCGUCGGACGUCCUCAUCGCCGUCAACAACAUUGUCACCCGCCAGCUGUACCAAGGCGCUUUCCACCCAGCCGUCGAUGGUGUCUUUGUUCCCGAGGAGCCUGCGCGAAUGUUGCUUAGCGGCGAGUUCGACCACGUUCGUGCACUGAUUGGCACCAACGCCAACGAAGGUAUCCUCUUUGGCGACCCUAGAAUCAACACCACCGAGGCCUACUCCGAGUACGUGCGCACUCUUGUUGCCGGCAUCAGCAACGACAGCGCUACCGCCCUGGAGGAAGAGGUGUAUCCUCCCAUUUUCGAUGGGUCUCAAGGCUACACCGACAACUUCGAGCGGGCCUACCAGAGCUUUGGGGAGUUUUGCUUCACCUGCAACCAGCCCUUCACAUCGCGUGGCUUGGGGAAUGCUACGUACAACUAUCAGUUUGCAGCCUCACCCGGUGUCCACGGUCAAGAUCUUGGUUUCACUUUCUAUCGUGGUGAAGCGAUUGACCCAGCUGGAGCUCCCUUCCCACCUACUACAGGCGUUGACGUUGCGGUUUCAAGGGUUCUUCAGUCUUGGAUCGCUAGCUUUGUCACGAGCGGAGUGCCGACUGCACCGAAUGUAAUUGGUUUCGAGCCAUACGGUGCCAAGGGCAACCUUCUUGUUUUGGGUGAAGCUAAUAACUCAACGCAUGUUGCUAGGGGCAUCGAUCCGACUAUUGCUCGGGGUAGAUGUGACUGGUUGGCCAAGCGCAUCAUUGACGAGACUCUGCUCGAGGCCAAUUGA